Messenger RNA from Hypoxylon trugodes, 1557 nucleotides. RefSeq names its product FAD-binding domain-containing protein. NCBI's taxonomy places the organism in Eukaryota, Fungi, Ascomycota, Sordariomycetes, Xylariales, Hypoxylaceae. The transcript is spliced from 3 exons. Gene Ontology annotation, molecular function: FAD binding. The coding region runs from base 1 to 1557 and encodes 518 amino acids. The record is from RefSeq and is a predicted model, not a curated record.
AUGGCGACUAUUGCAGGUAUCAGCGGCAAUCAAUACAUCCCAGGGGCGAAAGAAUACGACGAUGUCAAGUAUCAGUAUGCUACGUCAACUUACGGCAAAGAGCGCGAUCUCAACCCGGCGUUGAUUGUACAGCCCAAAACUAAGGAGGAUAUCGUGCUAACUUUGAAAUAUGCGAAGGAGAAGAACAUUGCGGUAGCCGUGAGAACCGGCGGCCAUCAAUAUAGCGGAGCUUCAUCUACGAGCGCCCCGAAUAUCCAGCUUGACUUGGAAAAUUCGUUCCAAGGAGACGAUGACCGAACCAUCUUCGAAAAGGAUGGAAAAUCCUAUGCUCGUACCAGCGUCAGCUGGAGCCUAGGAGAUUUCAACGCCUGGCUCACCGAAAACAAGCUUUUUGUUCCUCAUGGGCAGUGCAUCGAUGUUCAUGUUGGUGGGCAUCUUCAAACUGGCGGUUAUGGCCAAUUAAUCCGUAGCUUCGGCUUAUUUGGUGACCACGUGCUUUCCCUUGAGAUCGUCGAUACGGACGGGAACUUCAAGGAAGUAACUAGGGAGACCGACCCCGAUCUAUUCUGGGCAUUCCUAGGCGGUAGUCCGGGGAAUCUGGGCGUUCUGACCCACUUCACCAUCCAGCUGCAUCGCGACCAAGAUUACAACGGAUCUAGGGGCAUGAAAGCGUUGUAUUUCUACGAUACAGAGACUUUGAAGCGUCUCACAGAUAUCCUGGUUGAGAUGUCGGACAACGAAAAUUUCCCGCGGAAUUACGACUUCUGCAUCAGCGUCCUUAGUUCCGCUUUCCCCCUUUUGGACUUAUGUCCCGGUUUGGAUGAGUGGAUGGCGCGAGCACAUCCAGAGUUAUAUGGUAAGGACGGUAUGAUUGCAUGGCCUCGCACUAUCGUCGUGUUCGCGCAGUGGGUCCCGCUCGAGAGCGGCGACGUGUGCGAUAUGUCAUGGUUCGACCGCAUUAAGGAGGGGUCUGACUGGAUCUUGGGUGACAGCGACGUUGAGGAAAAGCCCAUGUCUCAGCUAACGGGUGACUGGAUCUUCCGAAACGUGCGCGAGUUCGAACAUCCGUAUGUCAAGCGCACUUAUGUGACGAAUUCGCGUACGCUCGCCGCGGAUAAGUGGUCGGAGUGGAUGGUCAAGCGCAUCGAUGAUAUCGUGCGGCCCGAGCAUAACCGGUGUUGGCUUUCGGCGCAGAUGCAAUGUUUCGGCGGUGUGAAUUCGAUGUUCGCGCGAAAUGCGGGCAAUGGCACUUCUUUCAGCUGGCGCGAUACUAGUCUUGGCUGUGUGAUGGACUGCUUCCAUACUGAUGAGACUGAAGCGCGGGCCAAUGAUUGGCAGAAGGUCAAUGACGCGGAGGCGAUCGGGCCUAAUGGGCUAUUUUCCAAGGAGGAUCGUCGCGUGCUCUGGGGUUCAUGGGGAGAUUGGAAUCUCGAUAACGUCUGGCACUGCUAUUAUGAGGAUCGCGCCAAAUAUGAGAAGUUGCAACAGAUUCGGAAGAGAGUCGAUCCGUAUGAUAUCUUCACGCCAAACCCCUUUUCGGUCAAGAGAGCCGAAUAA